This is a messenger RNA of Nomascus leucogenys (northern white-cheeked gibbon), 1208 nucleotides long. It is a transcript of the gene MRPS12, whose product is annotated as mitochondrial ribosomal protein S12. Gene Ontology annotation, molecular function: structural constituent of ribosome. The record is from RefSeq and is a predicted model, not a curated record. Lineage: Eukaryota; Metazoa; Chordata; Mammalia; Primates; Hylobatidae. Gene Ontology annotation, cellular component: small ribosomal subunit; ribosome. Gene Ontology annotation, biological process: translation.
GAACCGCUCUAUGGCCAGCUGAGGGAGUGCGCUGUAGCCCUCGCGCGCAUGCUCGUACAGGAGGUUCCGGUUUCGUUUCUCUGUAGCGAAACUUCUCCUUGGACUAUCGUUGGAGAUGCAGCCUCCCCGGGGCCGGAGCCCCCGACGAGUCAACAAAGGCCACAAGCGCCGCGCCAUGGACGCAGCCAUCUUAGACCGGGGACAAGGCGGCACUUUGUCCCGCCUAUUCCGCGUUUAGACCAAUUGCAAAGCAGCGAACCUGAUCGUGACGAGCCAGUCAGAUCCUGAGGAAGGUUGACCGCGAUAGAGUCGGUUGUCGCCCAAUCGUCGUCUGUGUCCCGCCUCUUCAGUGACGCGAAGGCAGAACCAGCCAAUCCCUGCACGGAUGACGCCCGGAAGAGGCUAGAGGCAGGAUUCAGCGUGUCCGCGACCUCACCGCUAGGGCCUGUGAGGGACGGCCCAGACGGCAGGAUGUCCUGGUCUGGCCUUCUCCGUGGCCUCAACACGUCCCUAACUUGUGGCCCAGCUCUGGUUCCCCGGCUCUGGGCCACCUGCUCCAUGGCUACCCUGAACCAGAUGCACCGCCUGGGGCCCCCCAAGCGGCCGCCUCGGAAGCUGGGCCCCACGGAAGGCCGGCCGCAGCUGAAGGGUGUGGUCCUGUGCACCUUCACCCGCAAGCCGAAGAAGCCCAACUCGGCCAAUCGCAAGUGCUGUCGAGUGCGGCUCAGCACGGGCCAGGAGGCCGUCUGCUUCAUCCCUGGGGAGGGCCACACCUUGCAGGAGCACCACAUUGUCCUCGUGGAGGGCGGCCGCACCCAGGACCUGCCGGGCGUCAAGCUCACCGUCGUGCGUGGCAAGUACGACUGUGGCCACGUGCAGAAGAAGUGACGGCUGGGGGCACAGUGGGCUAGGCGCCCCUGCAGAACAUGAACCUUCCGCUCCUGGCUGCUGCAGGGUCCUCCGAUGCCGGCCUUUGCACCUCUAGAGGCGGCCACUCAUGGAUUCAAGUCCUGGCUCCGCCUCUUCCAUCAGGACCACUGUUAAGCCACAGGAGUCCUGGGGGUGCAAAGGGUGCCCCUCUGUCAACACCCUUGGCUCCUGUGUUUAGAGGGGUGGCCUGAAGGACCUUUUCUGCUGGGACAAGACACUGUACUGCCUUCUGCUGGGAAGGGGUUUUAAUAAACAGAUCCUGGCGCUUGUGAUGUGAA